Molecule: messenger RNA, 2527 nt
Organism: Hyalella azteca
Lineage: Eukaryota; Metazoa; Arthropoda; Malacostraca; Amphipoda; Hyalellidae
Product: caspase-1
Exons: 8
Coding region: 223-1440 (405 amino acids)
Biological process (GO): apoptotic process; proteolysis
Cellular component (GO): cytoplasm
Source: RefSeq, a predicted model, not a curated record
GAGAUUGAAGUCCCUCUCCUCAAAGAAGUUCUUUAGUUUCUGUCACGUUUACGAUUUCAAGCUGCUGGGAUUUUCCUAAACAAAUUCGAUCACUUUUUGAUCUAUUAAAUGAAACCGGCAUCAUGACAUAGGAGAGCUUGUCCAAGAAUUAAAUUUUCAAAAUUUGAAUUCAGUCAUUUACUUGUGAUAUUUGAUCACACAUUCGAUUAAAAUUCGUAGACUAUGGAUUCUCAGUUUAUUAAUGAUGGUAAAGAAUUGGGCUACAAACCUGGAGAAGAAAUGCGCGAGUAUGUGUUUAAAUGUAAAGAAGAACAGAGACUUGCUAAGGAAAGAGAGAGAGAGGAGAUGAAAGCUGCAGAAGACGUGCGACGGGAAGAAAGAGAACAUGAGAAGGAGAUGAAGGAACUUGAUCUGAUAAUAGCCACAAUCAACGCAGCUGCCCCUGAAACUUUCGCUUAUAAUGUCGUGCUAUCGGAGGCCAUGUCUUCACAACAGAAAGGAUUUGCAAACUCCUCGGGAGCAACGUCAGAGAUUCUGCCGGAGACAAAGCAACAGCCCGACGAUGUGGACGCGAGCAAGCUUUGCAUUAGAAUUGUUCGCGCCGAAACGGUGGAGGGCCGCCCUGUCAACGUCAGCACCCAGACGCUAGCAGAUGACGAGUUCUACAACAUGAACCACAAGCGCAGGGGUGACUGCAUCAUCUUUUCUCACGACAAAUAUGAUAGUAAGCUUGGUCCGCGCGACAUGUCACCCGACGAUGCCCAACGGUGCCGGGAGACAUUCCAAAAACUCGGGUUUGAGGUUCAAAUUCACACGAACCUGAAGGAAAAAGAGCUUCUCGAUAAACUCCAAGAAGUGAGCGAGCGCGACCACAGCGACUGCGAUGCGUUGGUCAUCGUCUUCAUGAGCCACGGCGGAAACGAUGAGGGCUUGGAAUAUUUGUGCGCCUACGACGACAAGUUCCGCACCACGAAGUUGUGGGAGCUGUUCACGGGGGACAAGUGCCCCACGCUGGCGGGGAAACCAAAGCUUUUCUUCAUUCAGGCUUGUCGCGGCGUAAAGACAGACAAGGGCGUGGGGCUGCGCGUGACCACCGACAGCACCGCAGACAAGGAGAAGGAGUAUGUGCUACCUGCACACGCCGACUUCCUUAUCAUGUGGGGGUCCUUCGAAGGCUUGCCUGCGUUCAACCAGUCCGGAAGCGACAUAAAUGAAAGCGUCAUAAAUGGAAGCGUCUUCCUUCACUUCCUGAGCCUCGCCCUGAAAGAGGAGGGCACCUCGACUCCCCUCAUGGACAUCCUCAUCAAGGUGACCCGGCGAGUUGCGCUUGACUUCGACGUGGUUGUACAAGGCCACGAACAUCAAUGGAACAAGCAGGUGCCCAACAUCUCCAGCACGCUCACCAGGAAGCUGCUCUUUACUCAACCAAGCAAGAAGUAACCAUGCACGAAAGAUUCGGAACGCAGAAGUCUUAACUAGACUAUGUUAUCACUAGUGCCUCAAGCUGGUUUCUAAUUAUGCUCAAAGCAUCAAAUUAAUACCUUAUAGGCAGUCGAGUCCCAGCACACUGAAGUAAUAAUGGUGAACUGCCGUUAGUUUUUCGUUACACAUAAAAAUGAAGAAACCGAAUGACCAGUGGCUUAAACAAUCAAGAACGCAAAGUCUACCUCUUGGAAAAAGAGGUAGGUAUAUAAAACUAAUCAAUUGAAAUUUUGAAAUUAUUUGCGAAAAACACAACCAGAAGCACGACUGAAAAAUCUAGAAGCGUGCAAGUAAAAUUGAAUACUUUCAACUGCUUCCACAUUCAAAUAAUAAUUAAUAUGAGCCAAAUAAUCCUCUCUGACAUCGACAAAGAGGAAGUUAUCACCUUCAUGAAGCAAAAUUCAUUUGAAAACAUAUCUUUGAUAAGCAACAAUACAAGGUUCGGCAGCUUCAGUCUUCAUUUCCGCGGGUCAAUAUGAGUGGAAAAUAAUAAUUGUUGAUUAUGGUUUACAUAAGCCUUUUUUCAAAGCUGUCAUUGUGUUUGAACUAGAAGAUUGUUCCCAAAAUUGUUACCAUAAUUUGUGUGUUGAUAAUCCAGGUGACAUGAAAACGAAGUAAAAUCCUUAGCAAUAAAAAAAUAGCUGAAUAUUUAUCGAGCUAUCUGAGAGCAAUAAAACUGUAGAUAAGAGUUGAAUAAGUCAUGGCGUUGUAUACACGAUUUAACAUCAUUCCAGUAGGUAUAAUUUUUUUCGUUUUUCCCUUAUACUCUUCAACAUACUUGAACUCUUCGCGGUUUUGGAGGGACAUACCACAGUCGCCAAUAUAAUCAUACAUCUUCCUCAUUAUAAUCAAAAAUAGAGUAAAACAUGAAUGCGGAACUUUUUAUGCCAUAUUAGUAAACAUUGUAACAAAUAAUUGUAUAAGAACCUUUGAACAUUCUUUCAUCCAUAAAACAAAUAUAUAGUACUUUUAAUACUUAUUAUAAGGGAAAAGGGAAUUUAUUAUAAGGGAAUACUUAUUAAAGGGGAAAGCGCCAAAAAAUAAC